GCCAGCCUGAAUCAGCGACGGCUUCCGGUCUCAGCAGCUGCUCGGCCACCAUAUUGGGGUUUGUUACAGGAAUCGCCUUGGCCGCCGACAGAAGCAGAAGCUCGGCUGUCUUAUUUCCUUUCUGCCCAUAAAGAGAGAGAAGCUUUUGGAAGGCAGGGCUGUAUCUGCCCCGAGCCUCUAUAGGCCUUAGGCCUGGAUCAGGCCAAGAAGAGCCAGGAGGGCAAGUUGGUUAUUAUCUUUGAUACUGGCAUUGAAUGUUUGCCUUGUGCUGUCGAAGGCUUUCAUGGCCUGAAUCACUGGGUUGCUGUGAGUUUUCUGGGCUGUAUGGCCAUGUUCCGGAAGCAUUCUUUCCUGACGUUUUGCUCACAUCUAUGGCAGACAUCCUCAGAGGUUGUGAGAUUGCCUGGGUCACUGCAUAUCCUGAAGGCACCAGAUCCUGUCUGAUCUCAGAAGCUAAAAAGGGACAGAUCGCAUUAGUAACUGGAUGGGAGACAGCCAUGGAAACCAGGGUCUGACAUUUCUUGAGGACUUGGCAACGAACCUAAAAGAGAAGUGGGGAAAGCAAAGAGGAUCCUCAAGUGACAUCAUGGAGGAGAAUGGUGAAGAUGUGGCCUCCCUGGCGGCCUAUAUUUCCACAGAUGGCAGUUAUACAGAGACCGUGCCGAUGCCGAAUCAUGGCACAAUGACGGCUUCUUCGCAGGGUUCUUCCUCUGCCACCAAAUCCAGGCGCCAGCCUGUUUGGACCGAUGAGGAAACCCGGGCCUUCAUCCAGGUAUGGGGCGAUGACGCUGUUCAGGGAGCCCUGGCAUCAAACUACCGCACGGUGGCACAGUUCCAGUGGAUAGCGGAUGAAAUGCGAGCCCGGGGUUACAACAGGGACUGGGAGCAGUGCCGGGAGCGUGCCAAGGUGCUUCGGCGAGGCUUCAAAGAGAUAGUGGACGGGAACAGCAAUGCUGGACAUGGGCGCCGCGUCUGGCCGUAUUUUGAAGAACUUAACCGCUUUCUUUGCAUUAAGCAAAAUCUAGUUGUUCCACGGCUUUCAGGGAGCAACCCCAGGCCGCCUGUUGAUCGCCGGCGACGGGAGCACCGGGAAACGCAGGAUGCAGCCUAUGAACCACCUCUGUCAGUCGGGAAAACUGACAAAGGGACCUUUGAAGAGCCCGAUGGGGACUGUCUACUGUUGCCUGAAUCUGCUGGAUCACACCAGAGCGAAGCUAAUAUGGACAACCAAGUUGCUUCUCCAGCAGCAAACUCUGAUCUAUCCAUGGAUGGGAGUGUUGGCCCAGGCACUCCCAUAGAUCCUUUGCCACCCAAUGACUCUGUUACUGCGCCAAAUCUGCGCCCUCGACCGUUGACGGCCGCUGAGCGAAUGCGGAAUCUCCGUUGCCGGCAGAGAAAGAGGCGGGGCGACACUUUGAAAGAACUCAUGGAGGUCACCUCCCAGGCCACUAGCGAACUUGUCCGGACACUCUCCGACCUCACGCACAAAGAGGUAGCUUCCUUUGAGCGUGCUUACAAAGAGGACCUUGCAGCCCGCAAAGAUGAGAUGGAGCAGAGCGCUGAGGACAUUGGGAGACUGGUCAGUGCUCUGGAAUCCAGUGAUCAGACUCUGAAGGAGCAGCUGAGCAGCCAGACUAGCGUCUUACAGGGCAUAUUGGAGGUCAUGAAAGACAUACGGGGCCGAACGUCCUACAGUCCCCCUUACCCUUCACAGUAUUACGAUUUCCCCGGCCCGAGCAUAAUGCACACAGGAGGGGGCACUUCCUCAAAUGGCCAAGAAAUGCCAUGCCCCUCCCCUUCCAGCCUCGCGUUUGCUUCCCAGCAGCCGGCCACCAGCAACGGAGACGUCUCUCCCAGGAAACGGAUGAAAUAAAUGAGAAAGGCACUGUUUCUCUGCGGUCAUUGUGGAAACCAUCCUCCCAGCUCUUCUCUGUUAUUGUUAUGACAUAUAUAUACAUAAUUGCUUUUGUUGCUGCCUUUCUUAAUUGCAUAGGUAGAACACGUUCUCACCACAUCAUGUGUGUCGCCCCACAACUUUAAAGUUGCGGAAAUGGCUUCCAGCAGUGUACAAUUAGAUUUUUUUCUUUUGUUUUUUUUAUAGCAUACCUACAUUAGUUCCCUUUCCAUCAUUGUUUUCCAGAGGAAUGCAGUGUUUGAUGUAAAAGUGAAACCUUUUUUUUAAAAAAAAUACACUUAAUACAUUACCAGGGACCUGUAAAAAGGUAAUCUUUUAAGAGUAAUAAAGCUGCACUGUUGUUCCAAAUCCUUCCACAUGUGUUCUGAGAUAGUGCUUUGGGUUUGUAAGCACUACCACUGUACUGGGUCAAAUUGAUAUCCUGUUUGAGUCAGCCUUUUCCUCUUAACCAGAUUCUGCAGAAAAGCUUAAAGUGUGGGUAUAAUAUGGGCAGCUUUCAUCCUUGCUAUGAGCCCCAAGCAUCUAGUUAUUUCUGAAAAUGGAGCUGGUGGUCACUAGCUGCCAUGGCUUGCAUUCUAGUUCACUGCUUAAACCCUUCAAAAGGCCAUUUGUAGUAGUGGCAGUCAGGGCUGGUACUUACAUUAGGAAAAAAAAACUCCACCUCAGGCAGCAAAUUUCAUAUACAAUCCUCUCACCCUCCAAAACAACCAGGAGAGUCCAUGAUGUUUCCUUGAGAUACCAUGUUGACUGCUACAAACCACCAGCUUCUACUCAGCUUCUUGCUCAAAUGGAGAGUUAUAACUAGCAGUCUAUUUGGAAAGCAGCACUUGGCCACAAAAAAAUAAAACAAUGGCCUCUCCAGCUCUCUUAAGAAUUGAUACUGCCCUAAUGCUCUCUAUACAUUUAAGGCAAAGUGACCCAGUCUUACAGUGAGGCAUUUGAGCCUCAAUAGACCAUGGAGUGAGGAAGUGACUGUCUUUCAUUAAAGACAAUAAGAUACUUUGUAUUGCCUAACAAUGCUGUACAAUUGAAAUAAUAAAACUUGGAAGAGACCACGUAGGCCAUCCAGUCCAAUCCCAUUUUGCCAUGCAGGAAAAGCACAAUCAAAGCACCGCAGCAGAUGGCCAUCCAGCCUCUGUUUAAAAGCCUCCAAGGAAGAACCUUCCACCACACUCCAAGGCAGAGAGUUCCACUGCUGAACAGUUCUUACAGUCAGGAAGUUCUUUCUAAUGUUCAGGUGGAAUCUCCUUUCCUGCAAUUUGAAUCCAUUGCUCCAAGUCCUAGUCAAGUUAGCAGAAAACAAGCCUGCUCCCUCUUCCUUAUGAUGUUCUUUCAAAUAUUUAAACAUGGCUCUCAUGUCCCCUCUCGGUCUUCUUUUCCCCAAGCUAAACAUACCCAGCUCAUAGGGUUUGGUUUCCAGACCUUUGAUUAUUUUAGUCACUUUCCAUAUUUGUAGGUUUGACUUUGCAGAUUUGAUUAUUUGUGGAUUUGAUGAUAAUUCUAAGAAUGUCUAGGUCCUCCAGUGCAAGUCUGUGGUCAACUUCUGCCAAAAGUUGGCCUUAGAGAUACGCUGGAAGACAUAAAGAUUCCUAGAGAGAAUGUCUCACUAGGAAUCUAGCUGUUCCGGUGUAAUUCUGUGGUUAACAUCCAACAUAAGCUGACCAUAGAAUAUUGUUGAAAGACCUAGAGAUUCCUGGAGAUAUGUUAUCUUAGGCAAAAAAAAUCCCUUAGCAGUGUUUUUAUUUGUGGAGUUUUCACUUUUGCGGGGGUCCUUUGUCCCUAUCCCCAGCAAAUGUAAAGGGUUUGUACUGUUCAUUGAUGCAUUUGAACAGUUAAAGAUGCAAACUGUUUCCAAUGUCUUUUUGCUUAUUUUUUGUUUGUUCUUAUACUUCUCAUUGUGUAUCAUAUUUCAUUGUGUAUGAAAAGCUCUGUUUAGUGACCAAAUUAAUUCUCAUAGCACCAGACCUUGAAGCAUCUAGUCUAACCCCAUUCACAAUCAAAUCAUUCCUGACUGAUGGCCAUCUAGUCUCUGUUUAAAAAAACCACCAGAGAAGGAGGUUGCACCAAACUCCCAAGCAGUAUAUUCCACUGCUAAAGAGCGGUUAUUGCCAGGAAAUUCUUCCUAGUGUUUGCUUAUGGGCCUCUGUCUCAUGCAGGAACUGUUUUUCCUUUUAAGAAAUGAAUGUAGGAGUGAGGAUCUGAACCUUUUCUUUAUCUGUUACUCAGUUUCCUGUGUUCUCUUGGUUCCAGCUAACUCCUUUUCUAGUUUUGUGGUUCAGCUGAGAAGGAAAGCGACUGAUGAAAAAGGAGGGCCAAAAAGCAGAAGGAUUUAGUAGUCCUUGACUUUAGGAUUGUAUUCCUGUUGUGCGACUUCAAGCCAGAUCCAAUUUUAUGACAGAUCUAUCCUUCUGCUUUCUUGAAGGGAUUUGUUGAAAAGAGGGUUGCCAUUGCUUUCCUUUGAGGCCGAGAGUGUGUGACUUUCCCGACAUCAACCAGUGGAUUUCCAUGGCCAGAACCCUAAUCCAUUACUCAAAACAGCACACCAUGCUUUCUCUUAAUUAUUUUACUAGCUCUGUAUUUAAACAGAUCUGCCAUUGUUACUUUGGUUUUUACAUUUAUUUAUUAACAGUAGAGAACGGUCUGAAUGAGGAUUUGAGGAGAGAGGUUCUAACUGUGCAACAUUCCCCUUUUAUCAAUAAAGAUCACUGUUUCCAGUUA
This is a messenger RNA of Anolis carolinensis (green anole), 4633 nucleotides long. RefSeq lists its product as uncharacterized. The record is from RefSeq and is a predicted model, not a curated record. The coding region runs from base 485 to 1873 and encodes 462 amino acids. The transcript is spliced from 7 exons. Lineage: Eukaryota; Metazoa; Chordata; Lepidosauria; Squamata; Anolidae.